Messenger RNA from Stylophora pistillata, 1239 nucleotides. Its product is annotated as trace amine-associated receptor 13c-like. Gene Ontology annotation, molecular function: G protein-coupled receptor activity. NCBI's taxonomy places the organism in Eukaryota, Metazoa, Cnidaria, Anthozoa, Scleractinia, Pocilloporidae. Gene Ontology annotation, biological process: G protein-coupled receptor signaling pathway. Gene Ontology annotation, cellular component: plasma membrane. The record is from RefSeq and is a predicted model, not a curated record.
CGUACAUAAGUAGGUUCGUGCUUUAAAAUUUAACUGGGAAGAACGCGAACCAAAAGGAAAAUUGAUUAACUUCUACCUAGCGCCAGCUCGAAAUUGACAAAGGCUGAAGAUCGUUAAGUGAGCCGACAAAAAGAUGAACGAGACAAUCGAAGUCACGUUUUGUCAAUGUUCGAACUUAAUAUCGCGCACUUUAAUGAUUGCCACGGCUAUGAUUGGAAGCAUUAUUGGAAAUGGCAUAACUUGUAUUUUAUUUAUUCGGUUCAAGACGCUACGCACGGUGCCAAACAUUCUGAUCGUCAAUCUGGCCAUCAUAGACAUCCUCAAUGGACUCACCAACAUGCCUCUCUUUAUCAUGUGGUACAUUUGCAAGUUGCAUUUCCUCAAGGGUCGUGCACUUUCGUGGUUCAUAGUGACAUGGUAUGUGCUGUUCAUGUACCUGACAGUGGUUAAUCUCACUGUGCUUACGUUGGACCGAUUUGGGGCCAUUGUGCUCGGCUUUCGCUACCAUUCAUGGAAGACGUUAAACAAGGCAAAGAUAGCAGUACUUUUUGUAUGGUUUCUGGCGGCUGCUUACACUUAUGGUAUGUUUAUACUGGGGCUUGACUUUGAUAUCGGAGAUGUACCUGUGCUCGAGUACAGGAUAUACUACUUCAAAAACUUUGGAAGAUAUUUUAUUAUGCCUGGUUAUCUGGUUCCCUUCUCGAUCAUGCUUAUCUUAGGAGUCACGAUUUGGCGCACCGUAAGUAACCAUAGACGGAGGCUGUCGAUAUUCUAUCCACAUUUGAAGCAAGUUAGAAGCGACGUUAAGACGGCCAAGACAAUUUUCUUGACUGUGAUUGCCUUCCUCAUUCUUGGCAUUUUGCCAAUGUCGCUACACAGCGUCGCAAAAAAACACGGAACUUGGCUUAAUUUCCUUGCGUAUUUUCUCAUGGAUUUGAACAGCAUGGUAAACCCGAUCAUAUACUCGCUAAGGACUCGGAGGUUUCGCAAGGCUUUUUUGCUGUUGCUCAAGGAUCCUUUUGGCACCUCACAACCAUAUAUGACAUCCGUAUCAGUACGGCGGAGGGAAAAUGGCUCGCAAGACACGAGAGCACAACAGUCAAGUUUAAGAGAUGAAAGCUAUAAAGACUUUUUGAACUAUCGAUGCUCCCGUUCGACGAAUUUAGAAAAACAAAAACCAAAUUGUGGAAAUGUGGGCUCCAAAAGCGUUGAUAAUACCACACAGAGCCGGGUCUGAAC